AUGGCGACACACAAUUCAACAAAAAUUUUUCUCGUGUGUCUUGUAUUAACUGUUUUUUACCCUGGAUGUAGUAUAGCAUGUUUGCCAGGAACGGACAUUUUAAAAUGUGUUCAUCUUUUCGAAGGCCUAACGUUUCUGCAGUAUCUAAAUACCACCGGGCUUUUUAAAACGCUCUUUUAUACAAAGGACGCAACGAUAUUUCUACCCAGUAAUGGCGCGUUUCGGAAACUGCAACCGGAUGUGACGUCAGAUAACAACACCAUGAGGGAGAUUCUCCUCUACCACAUACUACCUAAAUCCGUCAAUAUUUCGACACUGACCAACGAACAAUUAUUGUUGUCAAGUACCCCUGCUGGUCAGUCAGUCCGAUUCAACAACUAUUCAAACGUAAAUAAAACUUUAAUGACAGUAUCAGGGGCCGUCAUCCUACGCAGUGACGAAAACGCGACAAAUGGCGUCAUCAACCUAGUGGACCGUGUGAUGUACCCGCCCCCUACCGGCAGUCUUUACGAAUAUAUAGCGAACACCAAGUCUUACCAAACUCUACUGCUCCUAGCGGCGAAAGCUCAAAUUCUCGACACUCUUAAAGAUGGUACAUACACGCUGUUUGCUCCCAAUGAUGAUGCAUUCUCCAAAUUACCAUCUGGUGCUAUCGCUAAUUUGCUGUCAGAUAUUCCAAAAUUGAAAAAGGUGUUGGAAAAUCACAUAGUAUUGUCCACUAUGUACAGCGCAGGACUUGGAGUAAUCGGGACAGGAAAGACGUUAAGUGGAGGAAACUUUACCGCGAAUACAAAGUCAGUGAAAUUCGGCAGUGUCAAUGCCACUAUGGUAUCUGCCGAUAGAUCUGCAACAAAUGGGGUCCUUCAUGAGAUCGACUCAGUCUUAAUGUGA
Messenger RNA from Ylistrum balloti, 891 nucleotides. RefSeq names its product transforming growth factor-beta-induced protein ig-h3-like. The transcript is spliced from 7 exons. Gene Ontology annotation, molecular function: cell adhesion molecule binding. Lineage: Eukaryota; Metazoa; Mollusca; Bivalvia; Pectinida; Pectinidae. Gene Ontology annotation, cellular component: extracellular matrix. The record is from RefSeq and is a predicted model, not a curated record. Gene Ontology annotation, biological process: extracellular matrix organization; cell adhesion. The coding region runs from base 1 to 891 and encodes 296 amino acids.